AUGAGCAAGGACGUCUACGGCGCGGCCGAGAAGGCCGACUACGCGAUCGCGGUCAAGGAGAUGGACCCCGUCGACGUGGACGCCGUCUUCGGGUACCAGGGCGAAGGGCACGUCAACUACACGUCGAUGGGGUGGAUCAAGGCCGCCGUCAUCCUGCUCAAGACGCAGAUCGCGCUCGGCGUGCUCGCCAUGCCGACGGCGCUGCAGAGCGUCGGCGCGGUGCCUGGCGCACUGGUCAUCUUCGGGAUCGCCCUGCUCACCUCCUGGGCAGGGUACGUCGUCGGCACGUUCAAGCGUAACCACCCCGAGGUAUACUCUAUGGCCGAGGUCGGCGGCGUGCUGGCGGGCAAGAUGGGCCAGGAGGUGUUCACGGCCAUCUAUGCGGCCUUCAUGAUCUCCCUCACAGGCGUCGCUUUGCUGCCCAUCACGAUUGCGUUCAACGCGCUGAGCGACCACGCGACGUGUACCCUCGUGUGGAUGGUGCUCGCUGCCGUCGUGUGCUGCGCCCUGGCAUUCAUUCAGACACUCAACAAGGUCUCCCUUAUCGGCUCGGUCGGCGUAGGCUGUAUCCUCGUCGCCAUCUUCACGCUCCUCAUCGCCGUGGGCGUCCAGGAGCGUCCUGCGACGGCCCCGCCCGCACCCGCACCGUGGUUCAAGGACAUGGUCGCGUUCAAGAAGGCGAGUUUCUGGGACGGCGUGAACGCCAUGUCGACUGCCGUCGCGGGCUUGUGUGGCACGCCGGCGUUCUUCAGCGUUAUUUCCGAGAUGAAGAACCCCAAGGACUACAACAAGUCGCUGGCCGUAUGCCAGACUAUCGUCGUGUCGACUUAUGUCACCGUCGCUGUGGUCGUCUACUACUUCUGCGGACAGUACCUCGCCUCGCCCGCCCUCGGCUCGGCCGGCCCGCUCCUCAAGAAAGUCUGCUACGGCAUUGCGCUUCCGGGCCUCUUCGCCACCGGCAUCCUGUACUGCCACAUCGCCGCCAAGCUCGUGUUUGUGCGCCUCAUGCGCAAGUCGGAGCACCUGACCGCGCACACCAAGACGCACUGGCUCGUGUGGCUCGGCACGACGUCGGGGUGCAUGCUGCUCGGCUUCAUCCUCGCCAACUCGAUCCCCUUCUUCGGCAACCUCAUCGUGCUCGUGUGCGCGCUCUUCGGCACCCUCAUGUGCAUGCAGUUCACCGGCUGGAUGUGGCUGUUCGACAACUGGCACCGCCGCAAGGAGAACCCCGACUGGAAGUUCUGGGUCGUGGCAGUGUUCAACUGGCUGCUCAUUGUCUUCGGCAGCUUCCUCAUGAUCAGCGGCGUCGUGUCGUCGUGUCUUGGUAUCCGCGACUCGUUCCGCGCCGGUACUAUCAGCCGUCCUUUCUCGUGUGCGGAUAACUCGAAGUAG
Messenger RNA from Vanrija pseudolonga, 1392 nucleotides. Its product is annotated as N amino acid transport system protein. Lineage: Eukaryota; Fungi; Basidiomycota; Tremellomycetes; Trichosporonales; Trichosporonaceae. Gene Ontology annotation, biological process: amino acid transmembrane transport. The transcript is spliced from 2 exons. Gene Ontology annotation, molecular function: L-amino acid transmembrane transporter activity. The record is from RefSeq and is a predicted model, not a curated record. The coding region runs from base 1 to 1392 and encodes 463 amino acids.